Molecule: messenger RNA, 979 nt
Organism: Malus domestica (apple)
Lineage: Eukaryota; Viridiplantae; Streptophyta; Magnoliopsida; Rosales; Rosaceae
Product: protein S40-4-like
Source: RefSeq, a predicted model, not a curated record
UUUUGGGCAUAAAAUUUGCAUAAACCACCCAAAACAAAUUAGAAGACAAAAAAGUCCAAGCUUGCUUCUUCAUCAAUGGCGUCGAGGAAGUCGGCCUUUUAUGGAAAACCCAGUUCCAUUUUUCCAGCCUCGUCUAUGGACGACAGCGCAGUUGGCUCAGAUGGGCUGUUCGAAUUCGACGAGGCGGAUAUCUGCAACGCAUCAUCCAGCACAGUUACUGAGUCCAAGAAGAGCACAAUUCUCAGCCACAGUGAGCCGAAGAAAAUGGGGAGGAGGAUGAUGGUGAAGAACAUGAGCAUGGCGGAGAAGGGUGCCGCCGACAAGGUGAUGCCAUCGUCGCUGCCGGUGAACAUUCCGGACUGGUCCAAGAUUCUCAAAGACGGGUACAAAGAACAGAGGAAGCUGGACAGUGAUGAACACUGCGGUGGAGAAUUCUACGGUGACGAUGAGGAGGACGACGGCGGAGAUGGGAGGGUUCCGCCUCAUGAGUACUUGGCGAGGACGAGAGGGGCUUCGUUUUCCGUCCAUGAAGGGAUUGGGAGGACUCUGAAAGGCAGAGACUUGAGGCGGGUGCGAAAUGCAAUUUGGAAAAAAGUUGGGUUCGAAGAUUAGCAAAAAUUAAAGUUUUAAGGAAAAAUAGACUUAAUUUACUGGAAUUUUUGGGCAGGCAUAAAAUAAAAUUUGAAGUCAAUGACUGAUCUCUGAUUUAAUUUUUAUUAUGUAUGAUGUCCGUUAAACUUGUUGGAUUAUAAGGGACUUGGAAACGGGUCUUCAUCUUAAUAUUUUAGUACAAACAUUUUUUGUAUUUAAAUGUUUCUGGUUCUGUUUUGUGGGGUUUAAUCUUUGUUUUCUGGGUUUGUUUUUGUUUUUGGGUAUUAGAGCAUCAUGAAUGUAAAUCUGUAAGCUUUGAGUUACUUGUAGCUCAAAAGUCUACAAGUUACUCGUAGUCAUAUGAUCUAUCUUUUUUGUAGCAGUUAAA